AUGAAGACAGAUGAAGCUUGCACUCGCAGAGGAAUGUGGUGCGCUAGUGAAAUGAAGAGACAGAGAAACGAACUCGAUGAAGUUACCGUUACCCUUAGAGCCCUUGGCAUGUUCUGUAAGCAACUUCAACUACCUUUGUCUCAUAACAUCGAUGAAGUUACCCUUACCCUUGCUGUCAAGGGGACCCCAAACCCGGAGGACAAAUUCACGGGUUUGCAGUUUCUUCUGGUUUCUUGGAAUACUACUCUUUCGGGGUUUCGAACAAGUGAAGGUGCAUUGAAUUUUGCUCAUAGGAUGAAUUUUAAUGGAGUUGUUUUUUAUCCAGUGACUUAUACUACGAUUCUUGCUUUUUGUGCGGAUCAUGAAGAUUUUCUAUUUGGAUUACAACUGCAUUCUCUUAUAUUUAAGUCUGGUUUAGAUGGUGAAGUUUUUGUUGGAAAUGCACUUAUAAGUAUGUAUUCGAGGUUGAGGCGGUUAAUAGAAGCUAGGAGCGUGUUUGAUGAAAUGGCGAAUGAGGAUCUGGUUUCAUGGAAUGCAAUACUAUCAGGUUACUCUCAAGAGGGAAAUCAUGGGCUUGGGGCGAUUUUUGUCUUUAUUGAGAUGGUGGGAGAAGGGAUGGGGUUAGAUCAUGUCUCAUUUACUAGUGCAGUUUCAGCUUGCGGACAUGAAAUGAAUUUAGAACUUGGGAAACAGAUACAUGGCUUGACAAUUAAAUCAGGAUAUGGAAUGCAUGAUGAUCGCAACGUAGUGUCUUGGACAACUAUGAUUUCAAUAGACGAAGAAGAUGCCAUCUCUCUAUUUAAUGAGAUGAGAUUGGAUGGAGUAUAUCCAAAUGAUGUUACAUUUGUUGGACUAAUCCAUGCUAUAUCAAUUAGGAAGUUGGUGGAGGAAGGCAAAAUGAUUCAUGGGUUUUGCAUAAAGACUGGCUUUUUAUCAAAGCAUAAUGUUUGCAACAGCUUGAUCACCAUGUAUGCUAAGCUUGAGUCCAUGCAUGACUCCAUCAAAGUUUUUGAGGAGCUAAACUGCAGAGAAAUCAUAUCGUGGAAUGCUUUGAUUUCAGGGUAUGCUCAGAACGGGCUGUGUCAAGAUGCACUAAAAACAUUUUUGGUAGCAACUAUGGAGUCGAAGCCAAACAAUUACACAUUUGGUAGUGUCUUGAGUCCAAUUGGUGCUCUUCUUGACAUGUAUGCAAAGCGAGGAAGCAUUUGUGAGUCCAAAAGAGUUUUCAGUGAGACGCCUCAUAAAAGUCAGUUUGCUUGGACUGCAAUAAUAUCUGCAUAUGCUGGGCAUGGAGACUAUGACUCAGUGAUAGAAUUGUUCAAGGAGAUGGAGAGAGAAGGGGUAAGACCUGAUUCAGUCACAUUUCUUUCUAUACUAGCAGCAUGCAGCAGAAAUGGAAUGGUGGAGAUGGGCCGUCACCUCUUUCAUUCAAUGGUGAAAGACUAUCAUAUUGAACCAUCUCCUCGACAUUAUUCAAGUAUGGUGGACAUGUUAGGACGUGCAGGGAAAUUGGAGGAAGCAGAGGAAUUGAUGAGUCAGAUCCCAGGACAGCCAGGGUUUUCAUUGUUGCAAAGCCUGCUUGGGGCUUGCAGGAUCCAUGGGAAUGUGGAGAUUGGAACCUGUUGUUCCGUCUCGUGCCCAGCACAACAAACACAAGAACACACUCGAUUCCUACUACAGAUGUGA
Prunus armeniaca (apricot) is the source of this 1686-nucleotide messenger RNA. Lineage: Eukaryota; Viridiplantae; Streptophyta; Magnoliopsida; Rosales; Rosaceae. The record is from the annotation of a GenBank genome assembly.